This is a messenger RNA of Closterium sp. NIES-65, 1140 nucleotides long. Lineage: Eukaryota; Viridiplantae; Streptophyta; Zygnematophyceae; Desmidiales; Closteriaceae. The record is from the annotation of a GenBank genome assembly.
AUGCUCGAGGUUGACGGGAGCGAGGGUAGGAGACUGGCGGAAAGAAGAGAAGGAGGAGAUUACAGUGAGGCACAGGGGGAGGGGGAGGGAGAGGCGGAGGCGGAGGCGGAGGCGGAGGGAGAGGGGGAGGGGGAGGGAGAAAGCGAGCAAGCAGAGGGGGAUUCAUCGUCGUCUUCCGCCUUCCCUUCCCCCAGCUCGUUCAUUCCGCUUCCGCCCGUGUCGGCGGGGGAUGCGCACCCUCCCCCCGCGCCCGUCAAGGAGCAGUUUCUGUGGCGCAACCCGCGCAGCCACGGCUACGCCAAGUGCAAUGCGGAGGGCAAAAAGGGCGCCGCGCUCAAAGGUCGUUGCAAGGGCAGUCGCGGCCCUCUUCACAGUCGCCUGCGGGGCCGCCCGGCGAAAUCCGCCGUGGAGCAGGCGGCGCGCGCGAUGGCUAUGGCGGAGUGGGAGCGCAAGGUGCAGGACCCCGCGCAGCGGAAGCGCGUGCUUAUAUUGAUGAGUGACACUGGCGGGGGCCAUCGCGCGAGCGCGGAGGCUCUGAAAUCGACGUUCGAGAUGGAAUUCGGGGAUAAGUACGAUGUUAACGUUGUCGACUUGUGGACGGAUCACACGCCAUGGCCGUUUAACCAACUCCCCAAGAGCUAUAACUUCCUCGUGCGACACGAGACGCUCUGGAAAAUGACCUACUAUGCAACGAAACCCAAGUUCGUGCACCAGCCGCAGAUGGCGGCGACGUUUGCGUUCGUCGCGCGGACGGUGUCGAAGGGGUUGGAUAAAUACAAGCCGGACGUGAUGGUAAGCGUGCACCCUUUGAUGCAGCAUGUUCCGUUGCGUGUGCUUAAAUCGAGGGGCCUUUUACACCGCAUCCCGUUCAUCACUGUAGUCACGGAUCUCACCACCUGCCAUCCGACAUGGUUCAACCGACGAGUCAGCGUUUGUUUCUGCCCGACAAAGGAAGUCGCGCAACAAGCACUUAAAGCCGGACUCCAGCCCUCGCAAAUCCGAGUGCACGGGCUUCCCAUGCGCCCCGCGUUCGCCAAGCCUUCGGCACCCCAGGCCGAGGUUCGGCAAUCGCUAGGUAUGGAUCCGGAGCUGCCAGCGGUGCUGCUGAUUGGGGGAGGCGAAGGCAUGGGGCCAGUUUAG